AUGCAGCUCGCUCUCUCUUUCUCAGCUCUCCUCGCAAGCGUCCUCUUCGUACUCUCCGCCACCGACAGUGGCGUCCAGGCCGCUCCCGCUAAGCGUGCUAGAACCGUCACGCUCCCUUUGACCCGCCUCCACCAGAACCGCGGAGAUGUGCAUCCCCAAGUGCUCCUGCAACAGCACAUUAACAGGAGCCAGCGCCGCAUUGCGCGCAUGAGGGGCGUUGCGCCCCCGAGCAAGCGCGAGCUGGAACAGAACCUCGCCAAGCGUCUGUACAUCCCCGCGGGUGGCCGCCCUGGCAAGGUUCAGAAGCGGUUCAACCGCGUCGGCACCAAAGGCUCCGUCUCCCUUGUCGAGGAAGACGAUGACGCUAAGUUCGAGCCUUUCGCGAAGGCGGCUGGUAGGAAGGGUAAAGGCAAGGGCAAGGCCGGCACUGCUGGUGCCAACAGCAAUGCCGGCGGGAAUUCGGGUGCUGCUGCGUCCGCGUCCGGCCUCACCCCCGCCAACGCACCGACUGCGAACAACUCGCUUGGUCUUGCUAUCGAGGCCCAGGAUGUUGGUUACAUCGCGACGAUCCAGAUGGGCACGCCCCCUCGUGACUUCAACAUCCUCAUGGACUCGGGCUCUGCGGAUCUUUGGGUCGGCGCAGAGAACUGCCAGUCCGAGUCUGGUGGUGACUGCGGCAACCAUACCUUCCUCGGUCCUCAAAGCUCGUCGACUUUCACCGACACGAACAAGCAGUUCCAAGUCACGUAUGGAACUGGCAACGUCCAGGGUGACAUCAUUCAGGACAACAUCGUGGUCGCCGGCCUCGCUCUCAACGCCCACACCUUCGGUGUCGCGACCGCCGAGUCGGUCGACUUCUCGUCCGACAGUGUGCCUUUCGACGGUCUCAUGGGUCUUGCGCAGUCGACGCUCUCCGAGCAGGGUGUUCUCACCCCCGUAGAGGCCCUCGCCCAGGCAGGCCUGAUCGGCGACGCCAUCACCUCGUACAAGAUCUCCCGUCUCGCCGACAACAAGAACGACGGCGAGAUCACGUUCGGCGGGCUCGACCCCACCAAGUUCGACGCGAGCACGCUCGUCACCUUCGACAACGUCGCGACGGACGGCUUCUGGGAGGGCGCCAUGGACGGCGUCACCGUCGACGGCCAGGACACGGGCCUCCAGGGCCGCUCCGCGAUCCUCGACACCGGCACCACGCUCAUCGUCGCGCCCCCCGCGGACGCGACCGCGGUGCACCAGCUCAUCGACGGCGCGCAGGACGACGGCCAGGGCGGGUUCACCAUCCCGUGCAACACGAACGCGUCCGUCGCGCUCUCGUUUGGCGGACAGGAGUUCGCGAUCGACACGCGCGACCUCGUCUUCGCGCAGGCGGACGCCACGGGCACCAACUGCGUCUCCGGCAUCUCGUCUGGCCAGAUCGUCGACGACGUUACGUGGCUGGUCGGCGAUGUGUUCUUGAAGAACGCGUACUACUCCACGGACGUCACCAAGAACCAAAUAUCGCUUGCGAAGCUCGUUUAG
Dichomitus squalens LYAD-421 SS1 is the source of this 1518-nucleotide messenger RNA. RefSeq names its product acid protease. The record is from RefSeq and is a predicted model, not a curated record. The coding region runs from base 1 to 1518 and encodes 505 amino acids. Gene Ontology annotation, biological process: proteolysis. The transcript is spliced from 6 exons. Lineage: Eukaryota; Fungi; Basidiomycota; Agaricomycetes; Polyporales; Polyporaceae. Gene Ontology annotation, molecular function: aspartic-type endopeptidase activity.